Molecule: messenger RNA, 5429 nt
Organism: Amphiprion ocellaris (clown anemonefish)
Lineage: Eukaryota; Metazoa; Chordata; Actinopteri; Pomacentridae
Gene: pola1
Product: polymerase (DNA directed), alpha 1
Exons: 37
Coding region: 99-4526 (1475 amino acids)
Biological process (GO): mitotic DNA replication initiation; DNA replication; leading strand elongation
Cellular component (GO): alpha DNA polymerase:primase complex
Molecular function (GO): DNA replication origin binding; purine nucleotide binding; chromatin binding
Source: RefSeq, a predicted model, not a curated record
GAAGGCGAUUUGGCGCGGACUGACCUGUUGUUGUGUUGACCUGCCGCCGCCGACACGUUAAGUAGCACUAACCGAGAAAACUAUCAAGACAACGCUCCAUGGCUCCGGUGUCAAACCCAGACAAGGACAUGGAGGCUCCGGACGGCGAUGAUGGAGGAGAUGCAUGUGGUCUGGCCAAAUCUCGCUCCAGAAGAGAGAAGAGAGAGAAGGUGGGGAGGAAGUCUGCACUGGAGCAGCUCAGGAAAGCCAAGAAGGGGGAGAAGAUCAAAUAUGAGGUGGAAGAGGUAACCAGUGUAUAUGAGGAGGUGGACGAGGAGCAGUACUCAAAGAUGGUACAAGAGAGGCAAGAGGAUGACUGGAUUAUUGAUGAUGAUGGAACAGGAUAUGUGGAAGAUGGACGAGAAAUCUUUGACGAUGAUUUGGAUGAUGACGCGCUAGAAAACAAAAAAGCAGGAAAAGGAGGCGCCAAAGGGGCACACAAACAGAAACCUGUGAAGAAAUCCGUCGUAGCGAAGCCCAACACCAUUAAGAGCCUCUUCAUGAACAGUAAUGUCAAGAGGCCCGCUGAGAAAGAUGUCGAUCUGUCAAAAGAUGACCUGUUGGGAGAUAUCCUACAGGAUCUGCACUCUGAGAAGCCAGCUCUUCUGACUCCUCCACCAGUGGUCACUCUAAAGAAAAAGAAGUCUCUGGGAUCACCUAUGAAUCCCUUCUCCAUCAAACCUCAGAUGCCGAAGGAGUCACCUCCAGCUACGGGAUUAAAGGCCAAAGUGAUUCGACCACCUCCGCCUUCAGACCCUGCUCCCAGGCCAUCAGCCCGUCCUACUCCCUCCACAUCUGCUCCUCCUGCACAAAAGCAUAAGGCCAAAGUGGAGGAGGCAAAUGAAGAGGAAGUGAAUGAUACUCUGGCGUUUGAUGGGGUGGACUUUGAUGAACCAAUGGAGGUUGGCUUUGAGGAGGAGAAGCCUGAAGUGAAAGAUGAGCCUGAACCUAAAGCAGCAGCGGCUCCAGUUAAAGUUGAGCCCAAAGCUGAGCCUCAGGACCCAGUCCUCUUGUCCAGCAGAAUUGGCAGCUCUUGGGGACAGGAAGAUGAAAGUGCAGUCAGUGAAGCUCCUGCAGAGGUACAGGUCGACUCCAGCCGACUCCCACUGGUGGAGGGAGCAGACGGGGAGCAGGUUUUCCGCUUCUAUUGGUUGGAUGCCUUUGAAGACCCAUACAGCCAAAAAGGUGUGGUGUACCUGUUUGGAAAAGUGUGGAUUGAGUCGGCAGAGUCUCAUGUGAGCUGCUGCGUCUCUGUCAAGAACAUUGAGCGAACCAUGUACCUGCUGCCUCGUGAAUAUAGAGCAAACCCAAAGACAGGGGAGGUUUCAGACACUCCUGUAGAGAUGGUGGAUGUCUACCAGGAGUUCAGCGAGCUCUCUGAGAAGUUCAGGAUAAUGAAGUUCAAGUCCAAGAAAGUGGAAAAGAACUAUGCUUUUGAAAUUCCUGAUGUGCCCAGUCAGUGCGAGUACCUGGAAGUCAGAUAUUCUGCUGAGUUCCCUGCACUACCUUCCGACCUAAAGGGGGCGACCUUCUCCCACGUUUUUGGAACAAACACCUCCAGUCUGGAGCAUUUCCUCCUCAGCAGGAAGAUUAAAGGCCCUUGCUGGUUGGAUAUCAAAACACCACAACUUAUUGGCCAGCCAGUCAGCUGGUGUAAGGUGGAGGCUCUCGCUCUGAGGAGUGACCUGGUCACUGUGAUCAAAGACCUGCCGCCUCCACCCGUCACUGUCAUGUCCAUCAGCCUCAAGACAGUCCAGAACCCCAAGACGCACCAAAAUGAGAUUGUGUCCCUCGCUGCACUUACCCACUAUGGAUUCCACAUGGAUAAAGCUCCUCCCCGGCCUCCGUACCAGACUCAUUUCUGUGUGGUCAGUAAACCAGCCGAUUGUAUCUUCCCUUAUGACUUUAAAGAGGCAGUGAGGAAGAAGAAUGGGAAGGUGGAAAUAGCUGGUACAGAGCGGGCACUGCUCGGCUUCUUCCUGGCUAAGAUGCACAAGAUCGACCCUGAUGUGCUGGUGGGUCAUGACAUCUUUGGUUUUGACCUGGAAGUUCUUCUGCAGCGGUUAAACACUUGCAAAGUUCCUCACUGGUCUAAAAUUGGUCGCCUCAGGAGGGUCAACAUGCCCAAGUUAGGGGGUCGUAGUGCCUUUGCAGAGAAGAGUGCAACCUGUGGCCGCCUGGUUUGUGAUGUGGAGAUCUCAGCCAAGGAGCUGAUUCGCUGUAAAAGUUAUCAUCUGACUGAACUCACAGCACAGGUGCUGAAGACGGAGAGAAUCACGGUCCCCCAGGAAGAAAUCAAAAAUCUCUACAGUGACUCUCCUCAUCUCCUCUACCUGUUGGAGUUGACAUGGACCGAUGCCAAGCUGAUCCUCCAGAUCAUGUGUGAGCUCAACGUGCUGCCGCUUGCCCUGCAGAUCACCAACAUUGCUGGCAAUGUCAUGUCUCGUACUCUGAUGGGCGGCCGCUCUGAGAGGAAUGAGUUCCUGUUGCUUCAUGCCUUCCACGACAAAAACUACAUCGUCCCUGACAAACCCUCCUUCAAAAAGACUCAACAGGAGAUGGUUGAGGGAGAGGAUGAUGUGGAUGCAGGGAAAGGCAAGAGAAAGAAGAAGGCAGCCUAUGCUGGAGGUCUGGUGCUGGAUCCAAAAGUUGGUUUCUACGAUAAGUUUGUGCUGCUGCUUGACUUCAACAGCCUGUAUCCCUCAAUCAUUCAAGAGUUCAACAUCUGCUUCACCACUGUGCAGAGGGAAGCUCACAACUCACAGAAGAAGAGUGAGGAGAAUGAAACAGAGGAGAUUCCCGAGAUUCCAGAUUCCAGUCUGGAAAUGGGAAUCCUGCCCAAGGAAAUCAGGAAGCUGGUCGAACGGCGUAAGCAGGUCAAACAGCUGAUGAAACAGCAGGAUGUCAACCCAGAUCUCUACCUGCAGUAUGACAUUCGUCAGAAGGCUCUGAAGCUGACUGCUAACAGUAUGUACGGAUGCCUGGGAUUCAGCUACAGCCGCUUCUAUGCCAAGCCUCUUGCUGCGCUGGUCACACACAAGGGAAGAGAGAUUCUGAUGCACACCAAAGACAUGGUUCAGAAGAUGAAUCUGGAAGUCAUCUAUGGAGAUACCGACUCCAUCAUGAUCAACACCAACAGCAAGUCUCUGGAGGAAGUCUUCAAGCUCGGCAACAAGGUGAAGGCAGAAGUAAAUAAGCUGUACAAACUUCUGGAGAUCGACAUAGACGGUGUAUUUAAGUCACUUUUGCUGCUGAAGAAGAAGAAAUACGCAGCCUUGGUGGUGGAGCAACAUGGAGAAGGACGAUAUAGUGUCAAGCAGGAGCUCAAAGGCUUGGACAUUGUCCGCAGAGAUUGGUGUGAUCUGGCCAAGGAGUGUGGCAACUAUGUGAUUGGCCAGAUUUUGUCAGACCAGAGUCGCGAUGUGAUUGUGGAGAACAUCCAGAAACACCUGGUGGAGGUGGGAGAGAAGGUAGCCAGUGGAGCCAUACCGCUAAACCAGUAUGAGAUCCACAAGGCAUUGACAAAGGAUCCUCAGGACUAUCCAGAUAAGAAGAGUCUCCCUCACGUCCAUGUGGCUCUUUGGAUCAACUCUCAGGGUGGCCGUCGGGUCAAAGCUGGAGAUACAAUCUCUUACCUCAUCUGCAAGGACGGCUCCACACUGGCUGCCAGUCAGAGAGCCUACGCUCUAGAGCAGCUUCAGAAACAGGAGGGUCUCAGUUUGGAUGCCCAGUACUACCUGGCCCAGCAGAUCCACCCAGUAGUGUCUCGCAUUUGUGAUCCCAUCGAGGGCAUUGACAGUGUGCUCAUAGCCACAUGGCUGGGCCUGGAUCCAAGUCAGUUCAGAGCUCAACAACAGUACCAGAGGGAGGAGGAGGCAGAUGGCAUGCUGGGAGCUCCAGUUCAGCUGACUGAUGAGGAGCGCUAUAAAGACUGUGAGAGGUUUACUUUCACCUGCCCUCAGUGUGGCACUGACAACAUCUACGAUAGCGUCUUCGAAGGAGCUGGUUUAAAGUUGGAGCCCAGUUUGUUGCGAUGCUGUCACCUCCCCUGUGGAGGUUCCCCCCUCGACUACUCUGUCAACAUCAGCAACAAACUUCUACUGGACAUCCGUCGUCACAUCAAAAAAUACUACUCUGGCUGGUUGGUGUGCGAGGACCAGGCCUGUCAGAACAGGACCAGACGUUUGCCCAUCGCCUUCUCCCGACAUGGACCCAUCUGCCCUGCUUGCACCAGAGCAACACUUAGACCAGAGUACUCGGAAAAGGCCCUUUACAACCAGCUCUGCUUUUACAAGUUCAUCUUUGACUGGGACUACGCAACUGCUAAAGUACUACAAUCUGACGAGAGAACUCAAGUUAACCGGAUGGCCAGAGCAAAGGAUGUGUAUCGGAGGCUAAAGGAAGUGCCAGAGAAAGCCUUGGCAACCAGUGGCUACUCGGAGAUUAACCUGGCCAAGCUUUUCCAGGCUUUCUCUUCCCUCAAGUAAAACAACACACGCACAUCUGUAAAGACCACACCGCCAAGAGGCUCCGACAUCAAAGCCGGACAUUUGCACAUUCACCUACAGUUUUUUUUUGUUUCCAAAUAUAGCAGGAUUCAUGAUUUUAGGUGUUUUCACCCUCAUUUCGUCUUCGUCAAACCUGCCGGGCUUGUUAUAUAGCAGCUUAAAACCCAAUGACAGCUUUCUUCACACACAUACACACAUUCUCAUGACUUGACCUCAUCACCCUGACUCUGUAUGGUAAAGGGGGAGUAGCAAUCAUACCUAAAUGACGGUCUAUUGUGCGUGCGGAGGCUAGCUGAGCCCAGAUGUGUGUCUAAGUGUAAGGAUGACUUAUCCUCGGAGCAGCCAGUAUACUCCAAAAGCCACUAAUUAGCCAAUGACAGUGACCUGGGCCACUAAGACCACUGGAUGCCUGCAGCGAUCGGACACUUGUUCUGAUUGCCACCAUUCUUCAUCCUGUGUGUGUGUGUGUGUGUGUGUGUGUGUGUGUGUGUGUGUGUGUGUGAGAUCAGUGGAUGAAAGAAAGGUGUAAGGAGGAUGCAGGCAGUGACGGGGUGAGGGAGGCCACACGCGCUGCUCCCUCGUUCUUUUGUCCCAAUAUCGAACAGCUGAUCUCCUUCUCCUCCACUGCCUCUGUUUAACUGAUGUCAUUUCAUCCUUUUCACUUCUUUUUUUUUCCUCCCACCCCCCUACCCCACUUUACCCUCCCUCCUCUGUGCAAAUUGUGUUUUACAGCAUGCAAUUUUCUAUGUAUCUGAGUAGUAUUUCUCAGAAGGGACUGUCAUUUUUUUUUCUUGUAAUGACCAGAAUAUUUCGUAUUGGGUAUUUUGAUAUUGAUGAUUGUUCAUACUGAAACCUCAAUAAAUAAAGUUAAACAGAUAAGAA